AUGGCGGCAAACAUAGGCGCGAGGCUCCACAAGGACGGCAUAGUCGCCAACGGCAUCGAGCUGGUCAUCAGAGUCAACAUGUCUAGGCGUUGGGUUAAGGGCCGCGAGGAGAUGGGUGCCAUUUUCGCCGACAAAACGACGCAGUUUGCGCAUGUGAAGGUGCUCACGGACUCGAGGAAUACGGACCAGUGUCGCAACAGCCUGAAGCUGGGAAGCAACGUCGACAUGGCCAUCAUCUGCACCGUCACCGCCGUGCAUGCCCACUCGAGCAAGGGCGGCGUUGUGACCAUAUGGACGUGCUCGGACCUACAGGACACCGCGUUGAAAGUGGCUAUAUACGGAAGUAUACCGGGCGAGCUAAACGCUGUCAGCCAGGGCAGCGUCAUCGCGGUGCUGAACCCCGACCUGAACGACAGCAACAGGGACUACAACUACAGGAGCAUCUCGAUAAAGCACUGCGACAACGUGCUCCUCAUAGGAGAGGUCGACGGGCUGCGGUUUUGCAAGGGCGUCACUGCGAAGGGCGCCGGCUGCAAGAAUCUCGUGUACACCCACCACCAGGGUGAGUUCUGCAAGUUCCACCUGAAGGCGGCAUUUGCCAAGCCUAAACCCAACAAGAGCACCGAGUCCGCGAACCCGGCAGAUAUACUUAAAACCGUGCAUGAACGGCUCGAAACCAAGCACCAAGAGGAGGCAAUGGGGCACUUUGUGUUCAAGCCGUCCGAGCCUGCCCACCCAACGGCGGUCCUCUCUAAGCUCGCAGGCUUAAACAGCCUGGUGCACAAGGUGACGCAAAAUCGCAUGAAAACGUCAGCUCCCGCGCACGUCACUGUGCCGGUGGGUUCUCAACCCAAUAAGGCCCGACCCAGGGAUGAGUCAAUAAACCGAACCAAGGAAUUCGAGGCUGCCGUUCGCAGCCUAAAGUCGCUAAUGAACUCGGGGCAGAAGGAAAGCAAGAAACUCCUCGGCGUGCUGCAGCUCAUCGCAAAGUACAUUCACUAUGUCGACAGGGAGGUCGCCAAGAAGAGCCCGCUUUUGAAGAUGUGCUCGGAGCUGCUGGAGCACCCCGUCGACGGCGUGGCUAUAGAAAGCCUGAAGCUGCGCCGGGAGUUCAGAAGGAUGCUGCAUUCGCCCGUCAAGGACAACUCGACGCCCACGUAUCUUGUAGGCGUGAGGCGACCCGAAGACAAGCAGGUCGCAACCGACCGCGCGACUGACAAGGAUCUCGACAUCAUCAUGUCAGCCGCAUCCGAGGUCGACGCUUACGUCGAGAAGGAAAAUGUAGAGACCAUGAAACGCAAGCUCGUAACGCUCGAGCGCAUGGACAAGGCGGAAGAAAUGAAGAAGACCGUUACGGAGAUCGAAAUUACGGCGUCCUACUGCCACGACUGCAACGCAUGGACGGAGUACCCAAAUCCCGUUUGCAAGCGCGAGGGUCACCACUGCGCAUCCAAAAAGUGCAAAAAAGAAUACCACCUGUGUUUGGAAGCUUCGUGUGGCUACCGCUACUUCUCCCUCAAUGGACAGAAGCCCCCAUCGUGCCCGGGGUGA
Molecule: messenger RNA, 1551 nt
Organism: Babesia bigemina
Lineage: Eukaryota; Apicomplexa; Aconoidasida; Piroplasmida; Babesiidae
Exons: 6
Coding region: 1-1551 (516 amino acids)
Biological process (GO): DNA replication; DNA replication initiation
Cellular component (GO): nucleus; replication fork protection complex
Molecular function (GO): single-stranded DNA binding; DNA replication origin binding
Source: RefSeq, a predicted model, not a curated record